GUGAACAUGUCUUCCCCAACAACGACGGGACCAGGUGGGCAGGUGUCAGGCUCCCGCGCUCGGCGUCUGCAGUCGCGAGCGCCGGGUCUUCCUCUGCGCAAAGUCACUCUGUAUAAAAACGACCUCGCCCUCCACGAACGCGAAUGCAGUGGCCGUGGGUCUUGGACACUUCACGUUCCUAAUGCACGUGCGCCUUUAGUGCAAGAUACUCUGAGCUGUAGACUAGAACAGAGAGUUUCUGGGGACAGUGUUUUGUCAUCUUUAGAAGUACAGACGCCAUCUUCCAAUAACUCUUAAGGCUUAAUGAAUAACAUCUGAAUAAGCUUUUGAUUCUUAGAUAGUCAAGAGUCUUAUUUUGCACGAGAUGAAAAUAAUUAUUUCCAAAAGGUAAGCGUAAGGCAUGUUCUUGGCGGUCAUGCCGUCCAAGAUGGGGCAAGCACUACAAAGUGAAAGAUGCGAUCAUCGAAACAUCUCUUAUAUCAUGCAGAUGCCGUCGAACAAGACUACUUAUUACUAUAACUGUACGCUGGAGGUCUUCCUCGGUCCUCCAUGAUCUCAUUAUUAUUCAUUACAGAAUCAGUAUCUCUAUCUAGAUCUAUAAUAGAUAAGUUAGUUCUAAGACUCCAAGUCCGCGUAUCCGUAUUCCGUUAGUGUCCGUCAACGUGGUAAGAAGCAACCAUCCUAUCAACCUACGACGAGACGAGUGGGAGUGUUUGCCGUAAACGACAGACUUGGUGACUUUUUGGAGAGCUGUCGAGGAGCACAAGUGCAUAUUAGGAUUGGUGCAGGACAUGCUGAGGCUACCCUUCAGGGACGGUUGGCGGGAAGUGGAGGCGUAGGAGGAAGCGACGUGCAAGCAGCUAGGAGCCGGUUUACGACGACAGGUAAGCAGAGAAUAUGAUGAGACACUUGCAUUUUCAGUGAUAGACAAUUCUUGUUCUAAAAAAUUUUUUCACAUGCUAGUACGAGAACGAGGGGUUAGUAAGUAGUUUAAUUACAAUUGUGCGAGCACCCAACCUUUCUCUUUUCUAGGUGGGACCUCUGGUGGCAGAAGUGUGGCCCUGGAUAAAACUUAGUAAGUUUACUUACGUUCACUUUAAAUUCGCCCCUUCCUUUACUCCCCACUCAGACCGCUGGUCUUUGUGUUGUGUAGAAAAGCAGUCUACCAACUAGCCUUACUUCAACUACUUUAUUCUUAAAUUUAGAGCACAGGUGACUAUACGAACAAGAGCAGAUUGUCGACGCAGAUACUGACAGCCGAAGGACAACGUGAUCUUGACCAACAAGAAGAUAUAUUAAAGAUCAUUAAUUUGCUCACUCUUCAGGGAGUGGAACAAAUAUACCUGGAGGUAACGCGG
Molecule: messenger RNA, 1358 nt
Organism: Amoebophrya sp. A25
Lineage: Eukaryota; Dinophyceae; Syndiniales; Amoebophryaceae
Source: the annotation of a GenBank genome assembly